ACUCGUCAACGAAAUAUCAAGAACCCAAAAUAGUAUUUAAAGAUCUUAAUAGAAGAACAUUAAAAGUAAACUUUAGACUCUUCACUUUCCUCAGAUUACUACUAUUUCAUUAAUAUUUUUUUCCAAAGAAGUCCCUUUACAAUGACCUCAAAGGCCCUAGUGAGUUUUCUAUAAUUUUGAACUUCAUCAAAUCCCUAAGUCUGAGAAUGUAAGGUCACUUUCACACUAAAUACCUUAGUACUUCAGGUAGCCUGUUGUUUCACACAUCCUCAGUUGCACCAAAACUUUCUCUUUUACUUGUACCUCGGAUGAGAUGAACUUUGUCUCCUUUAUCAAUAUUAAUUCUUUAGUCGCUAUCUUAUAUGUGAUCUCCUAGCUUAAACUACCCUAGUCUCGAUAUUUUCUCCUUACGUCUAUUUGUAUGAGGAGACUGGAUACGUGGGAGCCAGGUGCGCAGCUCGACGUGCAAGGAAGUGAGCUGGGCGCUGGUGCGUGGAGGCUAAGGAGCUGGGAGUUGCAGGCUGGGGAGCUUGGCGCUGUAUGCGUGCAGGCUGGGGAGCUGGGCGCUACAACGUGGAGGCUGGGCACUGGUGCAUGGAGCCUGGGUGCUGAUGCGUGGAGCCUAGGCACUGGUUGCUGCAGCGUGAGGAAGAAGCUGAUAUGAUGGGGAGAUGUGACGAGAGGACAAGGACAAAAGAGGUGGGGACCACUCUUUGUCCAUUUUAUUUGUCUUGAGAAUCUUGUAUUAUUCCUUCUACUUAUUUGUUGUCCAUAGGAGCAUUCAUUUAUUGAACUUUCGUGGUUAACACUUCCCCCCCAAUUUAAAAGAGCACUUUUAAGUGAUCUUUUUGAAUGCAAUUAAGACGUUCUUUAGGCCCUAUGCGGCACACCUCGUCUGGUGGAACAUCUGACAUUACGUAUUGAAAUAUUGAUGAGAUCAUUCAAUGAGGUAGGUGGGUCACAUGUUGUUUCUCAUGUGUGCAUGUGACUAACCCCAUCCUUUGAUCUUAUUUCAAUCCAAUAGUUACCAUUCAUCUCUUCUUCUUAUAAAUAGGUUUUCACUUUCACCUAUUCUUAUCUCAUCCUUACUUCCCUUCACUUGCUAUCUCCCUUAGCUUCCUACUCUUUCCAAACUCUUCUUACAUUUUGAGCCCUUUGAUAUUUUUUCUUUCUUCGAGUUCUAAUGUAGUGAGCCUCUUCUUAUUAAAAGCCAAUCUUGUUAGGUACCUGCUUUCCCCAUUAACUACUUUUUUAUAUAUAUAUUUAUACACCUACCACCCUUGCGGGUACCACUCAAAUUUAUGAUAACUCUUGUUAAAGUCUUGUUUGUCUUUGGUCCCCCACUAAUCACUUCCAUUCGUGCACCCUCCCCUUUUAUUGUGUCGGUGACUAGGCGUGUGUCUAAGGAGGCCCUUUUGUGAGUGAGUUAUAGUUGGCGGUGUGUUCCCAUACUUGGUCAGUGGAUCUUGGUGCCCACAUUCACAUUCUUCGAACAAUACUUCUGCCUUGUCCUCCCUCCCUCCCUUUUUUUUAUGGAAGACCAUAGAUCACCUUUCAUCCCCGAGCGAAUUUUCCCUAUUAAGGUUUCAUUCAACUCGGAUGGGGACGUUGUAGACCCUUGGGCACGGUAUCACCAACUGAUGUCUGAGCGUUUAAAAUGACUAGAUGAAAUUUUAAGUUCCAAGAGCAUUUAUCUAGGCUUAACGAGGAGAGUGAGUUUUUGGAGGGUUAGGGGCAUGCUAAAACGGAUGCAUACCUUUCCCUCCUCAAGCGGCUAUGUGGUGACAUAGUGGCGAAACUUGCUCACUUGGAACAAAUUUUUCUACCUGAGUCGUCCCCCCCUUGCCUAGCUCCCAUGCCUUUGGCUUUGGGAUCACCUAUCCGCCAGCCAGGCAAAGGAGGUUGUUCCUCCUAUUACUGCUCACCAUUCGUCGUUGCCCAGGGACAUCUAGGGAAUGAAGCUUCAGUGAGGCCUAGAUUGGAUCAGAAGGUUCUUGCUCGCCGAAUGAAGAACAUGAAGUGUGUCUCUUCUCGUUCUAACUCUUUUUAUGAUUUUGUAGAUAUGGAAAAACCACGCCGCUCGACCAAGGCUAGUGCGCCCCUCCCAUGCUCGUGACUAGUUGAUUCGGGAUGGCCGACAUGGAGAGUACUGUGACUCGGCCUAAAUUUCAGAGGAUAGUGCACCAAUAUGCAACGAGGUAGGAUUUUGAGCUUAUCCUCGGGGGUCGUGCUCAUUUACCACUUAAAGGCAUGGUGGCCUUUAGCGAAUAUAUUCUCAAGGCUGGUGUUGCUUGGCCGCUUCACCCUUUUUUCGUGAAGGUCCUGAAUUAUUUCGGCAUAGCUCCCCUACAACUUUUGCCUAACGAAUGGAACAUUUUAACUUGCUUCUUCAUCGCUUUCAAGAAAGUCACUAGUGGGGCUCCCACUACUAGGGAGGUACACUACGUGUAUAACUUUCUUCAAAACUCCUCAUUCCGAGAUUUUUAUUACAUACACAAGAAGGUUCCGAUUGACCUGACAGUCGUCCGCUCAGUUUUUAACACAAGAAAGGCUUGGAAACAAGACUUCUUCUAUGUGCCCAGUCAGGUGGGUGUGACCGAAGUCUUUUGGAUGCCUGCUGCGCGUGACUCUCCUUCCCUCACAAAAGAGGAGUAUUCUUCCAGACUACUAAACUUGUUCAAGGUUGACUAUGAAAGUAAGCUCUAUCACCAUAUUCUAACUUUGCCCAGCUUAAUUGACUGCGGAUUGGUCUCGACAAAAGAUAAGUUAAAGGCUAAGAAGUUGUACGCCAUACCGCUUCCUCCGAAGGACAGGGAAGAAAGUGAAUGUGGGGAGGGCAAGGCAGAAGUAUUGUUCGAAGAAAGUGAAUGUGGGCACCAACACCCGCUGAUCAAGUGUGAGAACACACCACCAACUAUAACUCACUCACAAAAGGGCCUCCUUAGACCACGUUUGUCACCCGACAAAAUAAAAGGGGAGGGUGGUAGAAUGGACGGGUUUAGUGAGAGACCAUAGACUAACAAGAGUUAUCAUAAAUUUGAGUGGUACCCGCAAGUGUCGUAGGUGUAUAAAUAUAUAUAAAAAAGGUAAUGUGAAUAGAGAAAGAAGGUACCUGACAAGAUUUGCUUGAGUAAGAAGAGGCUUGCUAUGUCGAAACUCAAAGAAAGAACAAAUGUCAAAGGGCUCGAAAUGUAAGAAGACUUUGGAAGGAGUAAGAAGCUAAAGGAGAUAGCAAGUGAUGAGAAGUAAGGAUGAGAUAAGAAUAGGUGAAAGUGAAAGCCUAUUUAUAAGAAGAAGAGAUGAAUGGCAACCGUUUGAUGAAAAUAAGAUCAAAGGAUGGGGUUAGUCACAUGCACACAGGAGAAACAACAUGGACCGUCUACUUCAUUGAAUGGUCUCAUCAAUAUUUCGGUACGUCAUGUUAGAUGUUCCACCAGAAAAGAUGCGUCGCAUAGGGCCUAAAGAAUAACUCAAUUGCAGAAAAACAGAUCACUCAAAAGUGCUCUUUUGGACUGGGGGGCAAGUGUUAACAACGAAAGUCCAAUAAAUGAAUGUUCUUAUGGACAACAAAUAAGUAGAAAGAAUAAUACAAGAUUCUCAAGAUAAACAAAAUGGACAAAGAGUGGUCCUCACCUCUUUUGUCCUUGUCCCCUCAUCAGAUCUCCCCAUCAUAUCAGCUUCUUCUUCCCUCUCCAGCGCUCAACCUGCAAGGACCAGCACCCAGGCUCUACGCAUCAGCGCCCAGGCUCCACGUACCACUGCCCAACCUCCAUGUUGCAACGCCCAGCUCCCCAGCCUACACGCUUGUAGUGCCCAACUCCCAAGACUACAACACCCAGCUCCCCAGCCUGUAGCGCCUAGCUCCCCUGCCUCCACGCACCAGCACCCAAUUCACUUCCCCGCGCGCGUUCACCCGUGCGUUCGACUCCCACGUAUCCCGUGUCCUCAUACAAAUAGAAGUAAGGAGAAAAUAUCGAGACUAGGGUCAUUUAAGCCAAAAGAUCACAAACAAGAUAGUGACUACACAAUAAGUAUUGAUAAAGGAGACAAAAUUCAUUUCAACUGAGGUACAAGUUAAAGAAGAAGUUUUAGUGCAACUGAGAAUGCCUGAGACAACAGGCUAUCUGAAGUACUAGAUUAUCUAGUAUGAAAGUAACCUGAUAUUCUUAGACUUAGGGAUCGGAUGAAGUUUAAAAUUAUAGAGAACUCACUAUAUAUAGGACCUUUGAGGUCAUUACAAGGGGACUUCUUUAGAAAAAAGAUUAAUUAAACAGUAGUUUUUCUAAGGAAAGUAAAAAGUCUAAAGAUUACUUUGAAUGUUCUUCUAUUAAAAUUUUUGAAUACUAUAUAGUUAACGAGUUCUUAUUGUA
Messenger RNA from Cannabis sativa, 4370 nucleotides. RefSeq lists its product as uncharacterized. The coding region runs from base 2251 to 3015 and encodes 254 amino acids. The record is from RefSeq and is a predicted model, not a curated record. NCBI's taxonomy places the organism in Eukaryota, Viridiplantae, Streptophyta, Magnoliopsida, Rosales, Cannabaceae. The transcript is spliced from 2 exons.